Acaulospora colombiana is the source of this 3202-nucleotide messenger RNA. NCBI's taxonomy places the organism in Eukaryota, Fungi, Glomeromycota, Glomeromycetes, Diversisporales, Acaulosporaceae. The record is from the annotation of a GenBank genome assembly.
UGCUGUGUACGGAUGUCAGGUGCGCCCCACUUACCCCGACGCUCCGUCGUCGUACCCCGGUAGUCGUGCCGCGGAACUCCGCUCCGGAGUUCAGGACUUAACACCAGCUCAAGCUCGUAGGACUCGCAAUUCGACUAUUUUUCGACCUACCAAUUCCGAAAUCGACCCCACAGCGGACCCUUCUCCGAGAAGACGCCGCACUUUCGACACUAGCGCCUUCGCACCUGGUGAUCUAUUCACUCCAGACGCCAGGCGUGACUUGUUCGCUCCCGUUGGUCGUGCAGACUCUUACAACCCCCUCGCGAAUCCCUUGCCCGGCAUAACCCGUCGUAAUGCUCAACCGCAGCCCGGAAACCAAUCCCGACCGAUUAGCAUCGCCUCAACACCCAGAACCCCACAGCGCAGACCUCAAUCUCCAGGAGGCGGCGAUGACAAUCAGCGGCCUCCAACUCCCCCGGAGGACGAGGAAGAUCUCCGUCUCCUCCGAUUGGUCCGAGCCCUUGGAACUUCCCUCGGCGACAUCCUCGGACCCGCUCUCACUCGACUAAUCGAAAAUCAAGACCAUCGUGAACCAGUUAAUAGGACAAACGAGAGUUCUACCAAAAUUAAGGAUCCAACACCUUUCGACGGAACCAAUGCAGCUAAGAUCAGGAUUUUCGUCGAUGAGUGCCAGGUCGCCUUCCGCGCUCGUCCGCGGACUUACGCGGAUGACCGGGCCAAAAUCAACUUCGCACUUCAGUAUCUAUCCGGUGCAGCCCUAGCACUCUUCUCGCCAUAUCUCAAACUUCAGGAAGCCGAGCUUCCUUUAGCUCUCGUUAACUGGGACGACUUCGUUCAAGCCCUCAAGAAUAACUUCGGAUACGCCAACGCCGAACUCCAGGCGCAGUCCAAGCUCACCUCUCUCAAGAUGGAAGAGAAGCACAAGGCUUCGCGCUAUAUUAUCGACUUCACCCGUCUUGCGGAAGACACGGGAUGGGGAGGAAAUCCGGCGCGAAUCCAAGGGCAAGACUUCCAAUUCGAACGCCAACUCGAACAACGACAAUUCCAACAACUCUUCUUCAAACAAUUCCGGAGGAAAGAAGAAGAAGAAAGGCAACAACAACAACUCGAAUUCAAAUUCCACCUCGAACACGUCGAAUUCAGCCAACGCCGCAACUCCGGUGGUAACUCCGGCAAGGCCAAAAACAAGCCCGAUAUCUCCAAGCACCUCCAAGAGAACGGCAAGCUCAAGGCCGACGAACGACAGAGACGUAUUGCCAACAACCUCUGUCUCUUCUGUGGCGGCAAGGACCACAAACGGGCCGAUUGCCCCGUCCUCAAGGCCAAGGAGGCUAAAGCCCGCGCGGCCGCAGUCUCCGCUUCGGGCUCCGGUACUCCGACAUCGAGCCCCGAGGCAAAAAACUAUGCUGUGGCUGGUACUCAGCCUAGCGUCCCUCCGGCGCCGACGGCUACCCCGCGCACUCCACCGAUUGCUCCAUCUCCGGACCUUCGGCCGACUUCCAGUCACCCCGACCAGACCUCGCUUCGAGCUGCUGCUGCUAGAAUUGAUGUUCGCUUCAUCGGCGGCGCAGCAUUCUCUCUCGUAUCACGGCAAUCCGUGUUCACUUCUGCCCUCCACUUCCGGGACUCCGCGGCUUUGGCGGAAGCUCGUCUCCGCGCUGCUUCCACAGCCGACGAUCAAGAAGAGUAUGACCAUCUUCGGAAGGUCAUCCCGGUGGGAUACCAUGACUUCCUUGAUGUCUUUAGCAAGAAGAAGUCCGAUGUACUCCCCGAACACACUCGUUUUGACCACAAAAUCGAGUUGGAGGAUGGAACAACCCCGCCUUUCGGACCUAUCUAUUCUCUUUCGGAGGUAGAACAGGUCGCUCUUAAGGAACUAUCGUGGCCUCAACAAAAUCACCAAGAAGGACCGAUACCCUCUUCCUCUAAUACCCAAUCUCAUCGACCGCCUCCGGACGGCCCGGAUGUUCACGAAAAUGGAUCUCCGCGGCGCCUACAAUCUCAUCCGGAUCGCGGAAGGAGAGGAAUGGAAGACCGCCUUCCGGACUCUACCGCUCACCCGGCUCACCCGGAAGCACACGGACCAGGCAAGCAGCUGAUCGUGGAAACCGACGCCUCGGACUACGCAAUCGCCGGUAUUAUUUCCAUUGUCACCUCCGAUCCCGGAUCUCCGGAUCACCCGGACAUUCAUCCUAUCGCUUUUCACUCCCGAACCCUUUCCGCAACCGAACGUAACUACGAUACCCACGACAAGGAGCUACUCGCAAUCUUUGAAUGCUUCACCAUAUGGCGACAUUACUUAGAAGGCGCAGAACUCCCCAUCGACGUAGUUACUGACCAUAAUAACCUCACCUAUUUUUCAACGACAAAGAUGCUCACCCGGCGUCAAGCCCGGUGGUCCGAGUACCUUUGUACCUUCAAUCUCCUGAUCCGCUUCCGUCCCGGCCGCUUAGGUGGCAAACCCGAUGCGCUUACACGCCGUUCCGACGUGUAUCCAAAAAGGGGGGAUAGUGGCUACGCCAGCGUGAACCCGCAAAACUUUCGACCAAUCUUUGGCUCCGAGCAACUCCAAGCCUCACUCCGAGCCACCGCACUUUACCCCGCCGCGCUCCGCGCCGUCACUCUCAUGGACUUUGAGUCCCUCCGCUCCGAUAUCAUCUCCGGUCUCAAAACCGAUUCCUUCGCCCAAUCCAUUCUAUCUCAAUUGCCUUCCAAUCCACAUCCCAAAUGGUCAUUAUCUGAAAGUGGUCUUCUGUAUCACUUAGGUCGUGUCUAUGUCCCGGACUCCGGUGACCUCCGCCUCCGCGUCCUCAGCACCUAUCAUGAUCACCCGAUCUCCGGACACUACGGACAAAACAAGACAUACUCUCUCAUCAAACGCGAAUACUACUGGCCAGAACUCCGAACGGACACCAACUCUUAUAUUCGUUCAUGUGUCUCUUGCAAACGCAACAAACCGCAAAGACACAAGCCAUACGGUCUCCUCCGGCCACUUCCGGUCCUGGAACGCCCGUGGCACUCGAUCUCAAUGGACUUCAUCGAAGAGUUGCCCGCCUCCGGAGAAUUCAACUCCAUCCUGGUCGUAGUCGACCGCCUCUCCAAACAAUCCAUAUUCAUCCCUACCACUACUCGAGCGGACUCUCAGGAGCUCGCUAGACUUUUCGUCAAACACGUAUUCUCUAAACACGGAGUUCCGUCGCAC